Molecule: messenger RNA, 582 nt
Organism: Nerophis lumbriciformis (worm pipefish)
Lineage: Eukaryota; Metazoa; Chordata; Actinopteri; Syngnathiformes; Syngnathidae
Source: RefSeq, a predicted model, not a curated record
AUGCCGAACUGGGGUGGAGGCAACAAGUGCACGGCGUGCGGCGGGAUGGUGUACCAUGCAGAAGAGGUGCAGUGUGACGGCAAGAGCUUCCACAAGAGCUGCUUUCUCUGCAUGGUAUGCAGGAAAGGCCUGGAUAGUACCACGAUGGCCAUUCACGACCGAGAGAUCUACUGCACGUCGUGCUACGGCAAGAAGUACGGUCCAAAAGGCUACGGCUACGGCCAGGGUGCCGGCACGCUCAACAUGGACAAAGGGGAGCGACUGGGAAUCAAACCUGAGCAGUCGUCAUGUCACAGGCCCACCACUAACCCGAACCCGUCCAAAUUCGCCCAGAAGUUCGCAGGAUCGGAAAAAUGCGGUCGUUGUGGCGACUCCGUGUAUGCAGCGGAAAAGAUUAUGGGCGCGGGCAAGCCGUGGCAUAAGAACUGCUUCCGCUGUGCCAAAUGCGGCAAGAGCCUGGAGUCCACCACCCAGACGGACAACGAAGGAGAAAUCUAUUGCAAUGCUUGCUAUGCCAAGAACUUUGGCCCGAAAGGAUUCGGUUUUGGUCAAGGAGCAGGCGCUCUGGUCCACGCCGACUGA